Molecule: messenger RNA, 342 nt
Organism: Capronia epimyces CBS 606.96
Lineage: Eukaryota; Fungi; Ascomycota; Eurotiomycetes; Chaetothyriales; Herpotrichiellaceae
Exons: 7
Coding region: 1-342 (113 amino acids)
Source: RefSeq, a predicted model, not a curated record
AUGGCUACGAAGAAAGAUAUGCGGAGGGCGGAUCUCGUCAUACCAUAUGUCGAGCCCAAAGAAGAAAAGCCUACCGAUUUUGGCUCAACGCUGACGAGCACUAUGCCCAUGGCGGCCAUGUUUACCAGAAAUAGAAUGCUCGGCUGGUUUUCGCUAUUGACCUCUCUCCUCAACUGGCUGGGUGAGACCCCAGCACAGCGACAAAGCAGUGGUACACCAGGAUAUUUGUCCUUUGGCAUGGCAGUUCUUGCUGUCACUGUGACGUACAUGCCAUUGUUUCUCCCACCACCACCGAACCCAAGCGGUGCAGCAGCUGCAGUGCCGCCCGUCGGCUCGACUUAG